This is a messenger RNA of Thalassophryne amazonica, 2088 nucleotides long. RefSeq names its product occludin a (gene oclna). The transcript has 9 exons. NCBI's taxonomy places the organism in Eukaryota, Metazoa, Chordata, Actinopteri, Batrachoidiformes, Batrachoididae. The record is from RefSeq and is a predicted model, not a curated record. Gene Ontology annotation, biological process: bicellular tight junction assembly. Gene Ontology annotation, cellular component: cytoplasmic vesicle; bicellular tight junction; apical plasma membrane. Bases 102 to 1562 code for a protein of 486 amino acids.
AUUGUUUUUCAUCUCAGCACCAGGUUCAGUUGAAAGACUUCAGGUGAGUCACUGAGGAUUCUGACAACAGGAGAAAUCUGUUAAUUCUGGGUUCAGCAACAAUGUCCUCCAGGCCCAAAGGGAGUCCACCUCCCUACGAGGAUAAUGGAUAUAACAUCCCACCCCAGCCAGCAUAUUCCUAUUACCCAGACGAUGAGUUUCAGCAUUUCUACCGCUGGACGUCUCCACCAGGCAUUCUCAAAAUCAUGGCCAUCAUAGUUAUUGUGCUGUGCGUGGGCAUAUUUGCUUGUGUUGCGUCCACAUUAGCGUGGGACACCCAGGCGGGGCUGACUGGCUUUGCUGGCAUUGGUGGAGGCUAUGGGGGGACCUAUGGGGGGAGCUAUGGGGGGUAUGACGGCGCAUAUGGAGCUGGAAACAACUAUGGUUACGGCGGAAUUGGAGGCAACUACAACGACCCUCGGAAGGCGAAGGGUUUUAUUAUUGCUAUGGCAGGCAUCACCUUCAUCUUCACCCUGGUCAUCUUCAUCAUCGUUGUGUCUCACCAAAGCCUUUCCGAGAGCCGGAGGUUCUACCUUGCAGUGUUGAUUAUAUGUGCCAUUCUAGCAUUGCUAAUGCUAAUCGCCUCCAUGGUGUACUUGAUGGCAGUGAACCCUAUGGCCCAGUCUACUGGGUCAGUCUACGGCAACCAGAUCGCCGGCCUGUGCGCCCAGUAUCAGCAACCGCAACCUUCAGGAGUGUUUAUCAAUCAGUACCUCUACCACUACUGUGUCGUGGAGCCUCAGGAGGCCAUCGCUGUGGUGUUUGGUUUCCUCGUUGCUGCAGCGCUGAUCAUCAUGCUCGUCUUUGCUCUGAAGACGCGACAGAAGAUCAACAGCUAUGGCAAAAGCAACAUUUUGUGGAAGCGGGUGAAGGUCAUUGACGACGUGACCCCUCCUCAGGACGUAGAAGCAUGGGUGAACAACGUGUCGGUCCCUCCUGAGGCUGUUCCUAUGUCUGGUUCCAGGAGUCACCUAGAUGACACGAGCACCAACUACGACAAACCUCCCUACAGCUACACACCAGAGCCUGUAGUUGAAGAAGAGCGCCCUCUGCAGAAUGGUGCUCCAUACAGCAAUAACUCAGAAGAAACCAGCUCUGCUGGGCGACCUAAAAAGAGACGCCCCGGUCGAGCACGUCGGGCUGAUGGUCAGGACUACGACACCGACUACGCCUCCUCUGGGGACGAGCUGGACGACACAGACUUUGACACUGAGUUUCCUCCCAUUGCAAAUGAGCAGGAGCGCAACGACUACAAGCAUGAAUUUGACCGUGACCACCAGGAGUACAAAGACCUGCAGGCGGAGCUCGAUGGCAUCAACAAGAACUUGGCCGACGUGGACCGAGAGCUGGAUGAGCUGCAGGAGGGCAGCCCGCAGUACCUGGAUGCUCUGGAUGAGUAUCACAGGAUAACGAAAAUAAAAAAGUCUGCAGAUUAUCAGGUGAAGAAGCACAGGUGUAAAUAUCUGAAGGGCAAACUGUCGCACAUCAAGAAGAUGGUCAGUGAUUUUGACCGCAGAGCCUGAAGAACUGGCUGAGGAUCCCACGUCGGGACUGACUUGCGUUUUCAGGAUGAGGAAGCUCUUGGAACAGAUGGAGCUCUUCUACACUUAGUGCAUGAAGUGGUCAGUCAUCGCAAAGCUUGUUUUAUACUUCGGAAGCACACGGUGUCCAUUGUGUAUAAAGCUGUUGUUUGUAUCGAGUGUCAGAAGCCUACAAUGCUGUAAUCUGUAUUUAUUUUUCCAAAUGUGAGCUAGUGGAGUUCUGCUGCUUGACUGGAAUGAAUAAUAACACAUAAUCCAUCCCAAGCUUUACUCAUUUUGACUUUCACCCAGCUUCAGAUUCUUUUUUUUUUUAACUCAUUGUCAUUUUUAAAGUCGAUAUAAAUGUGUAAAUAUGUGGGAACUGUUUUAAACAUCCUUUUUACAGUCUGAUUAUGGUGCAUUUAUCAACAUUAGAACAAAGACACAUAAAUCAGUAGAAAUGUUUCAUGAUGUACUUUUACAAGUAUUUCUUAUGCUUUUACUGUAUUAAAUUCAUUUAUUAAACAUU